Messenger RNA from Pantherophis guttatus, 2563 nucleotides. It is a transcript of the gene PES1, whose product is annotated as pescadillo ribosomal biogenesis factor 1. Gene Ontology annotation, molecular function: RNA binding. Gene Ontology annotation, cellular component: PeBoW complex; nucleolus. NCBI's taxonomy places the organism in Eukaryota, Metazoa, Chordata, Lepidosauria, Squamata, Colubridae. The record is from RefSeq and is a predicted model, not a curated record. Gene Ontology annotation, biological process: ribosome biogenesis; maturation of LSU-rRNA from tricistronic rRNA transcript (SSU-rRNA, 5.8S rRNA, LSU-rRNA).
GGCGGGGCUUAAAGGCCCGGCCAGGAAGCCUCUCCAUCCACCACGUGGGCAGAAGGCGGAGGGGGAGAAGCGGCGGGUCGGUCACGAUGGGCGGCCUGGAGAAAAAGAAGUACGAGAGGGGCUCAGCCACCAACUAUAUCACCAGAAAUAAAGCUCGGAAGAAACUGCAGCUCAGCCUUCCAGACUUCAGGCGACUCUGCAUCCUAAAAGGGAUUUAUCCCCACGAGCCCAAACACAAGAAGAAGGUGAACAAGGGAUCAACAGCCGCCCGGACGUUUUACCUCUUGAAAGACAUAAAAUUUCUUCUCCAUGAGCCCAUUGUCAACAAAUUCCGGGACUAUAAGGUGUUUGUCCGCAAGUUGCGAAAAGCCUACGGGAAGAGCGAAUGGAACACAGUGCAGCGCCUGAAAGACAACAAGCCGGCUUAUAAAUUGGACCACAUCAUCAAAGAGAGAUACCCAACCUUCGUGGACGCCCUGCGAGAUUUGGACGAUGCGCUCUCCAUGUGCGUCCUCUUUUCCACCUUCCCACACGGCAAGUGUCACGUCCAGACCAUCCAGCUAUGUCGUCGGCUGACCGUGGAGUUCCCUCAACUACGUCGUCGCUCGCGCGGUCUUCGCAAGGUUUUUCUCUCCAUUAAGGGCAUCUAUUACCAGGCUGAGGUGCUGGGCCAGCUUGUCACCUGGAUAACGCCCUAUGCCUUCUCCCACAACCACCCGACAGAUGUGGAUUAUAGGGUCAUGGCUACCUUCACUGAAUUCUACACCACCCUUCUUGGCUUUGUCAAUUUUCGUCUCUACCAGACACUCAACUUGCACUAUCCCCCGAAGAUCGAAGGCCAUUCUUCAGUAGAGAAGAAGCCGGAGGAUGGAGAAGCUUACGCCUUGGACUCCGAGAGCACCUUAGAGAAACUGUCGGCUCUCAGCACCAGCCUGGCUCGAGUCGUUGCCCCCAACAUAGAGGAUGAAGCCGAAGUGGAUGAGUUCCCCGUGGAAGGGGAGACUGCAGAACAAGAAGAGACCAGGAGGAAGGAGGAAGAGGACUUGGAGAAACAGAAGAAGCUCUUCGAAGGGCUGCAGUUCUUUCUCAACCGGGAGGUGCCUCGCGAACCCUUAGCCUUUGUCAUCAGGUGCUUUGGCGGCAAAGUGUCCUGGGACAAGUCUGUUUGCAUUGGCGCCACCUACGAUGUUACGGACCCCCGCAUCACCCACCAGAUAGUGGACCGUCCAAAUGUAGAGAAGCAAGUGAUUGGAAGAUAUUACCUCCAGCCUCAGUGGGUCUUUGACUCGGUCAAUGCCAAGAUAUGCCUUCCCGUGGCCGAUUACUUCCCCGGCGUAAUACUGCCCCCUCACCUCUCCCCGUUUGUCUCGGAGAAAGAAGGGGACUACAUGCCUCCAGAGAAGCUGAAACUUUUGGCCUUGCAACGGGGUGAAAAACCAGUAGCCAAAGAUAGUGAGUCGGAAGAGGAAGAAGAGAGCGGCGGAGAGGAUGAAGGUGCAACUGAAGGCUCGGAGGAAGAAGAGGAGGAGGAAGAGGAGGAUUCUGACAAGGAAGAUGAAGGGAAACUGCGCAAAAUGGAAGCACAGCGAUCUCAGAACAAGAAUCUCCCAGUGAAGGUGACACCUGGCCAGAUUGUGAAGGAAGAUAAGGAGCGGCUGAUGCAAGAACAGCAGAGCGAGGAAAAACGCUUGGCCAUCAUGAUGAUGAAGAAACGAGAGAAAUACCUCUACCAAAAAAUAAUGUUUGGGAAGAAGCGCAAAAUUAGAGAGGCCAACAAAUUGGCAGAGAAACGGAAAGCUCACGAUGCGGCAGUAAAAUCAGAAAAGAAGAAAAGCAAGAAAGCACGACGGGAAUAGAAGAGCCCAUCUCGUUUUGGGCUAGCAUUUCACAACGCAGCCUUGGAAAGUGGACCUGGGACUUUAAAGAUGGAUCUUUCACGUUGGAGAUGGACAACAUUGGAAUUCCUGAUUCUUUGGGGCUUUGCCCUCUCCAAAACGGAACUAAUCAGAACUGGGUCUACGGUACCCUGAUUUCUUUAGGGAAAUUCUAUUGAAAAGACGUGUAAAUGUUUGAUUCCAUUCAGUUUUUGUCUUUGUCACACCCACCGUACCAGCGUCAGUGAGACGGUAAGCUAGAUCCCCAGUCUUGGAUGGAGAAAUGUUAUUUUUGAGGAGAGAAAUAGUCAUGAACAGUCCCGCUUUGCCAAGGACACAUAAAAUAGCAAACACAUGAACAAGGUUCCUAUCUGGAAUCAGAAAAUUGGUUUGCUUUCUGAGCAGAGGGUUAUUUUUUUCCCUUCUUCCCCUUUUAGUUUUUGCACAGAAUAAACAUUUUUGAAGUUCUUGGCCUAACACGUUAUUUUAAGAGUCGUUCAAGGUAAUCUUCCUAUGCGUGUAAAUAAAAUCCAAGAUUAAGAUAGUUCGGCUCUACCUCAGUUGGAGGGUAACUUCUAGCCAGCAACACUUGUUUCAUUUUGCAGCCAUUGUGGAGUCCGCGUGUUUUUUGCAUUUUGGUUGUAAAUUACAGCAACGAGGCGUUAUUAAACUGAACUUUGAAAAUUUCA